Molecule: messenger RNA, 1809 nt
Organism: Phymastichus coffea
Lineage: Eukaryota; Metazoa; Arthropoda; Insecta; Hymenoptera; Eulophidae
Exons: 5
Coding region: 112-1242 (376 amino acids)
Source: RefSeq, a predicted model, not a curated record
UACAAAAUGAUUCUGAGACUUCCAAAAUGACAUGAAUUCUGAAUUCUGACAGUCAUCUAAAUAUUGCAGAGGAUAUUUUGCAAAUGAAAAGGUGUUUUGAUAAUAUUUAGUAUGACUAUUUAUUGUAUUGUGUGCAAAAAAGAACCAAUUCCUGGAGACAAAAGUCGCAGUUUUCAUAAGUUUCCUGAUGAUACUGUUUUGAAACAACAGUGGUUGACAGCAAUUGGAAAAUUUUCAAAGACUAAGCACACAAAACUUUGCAGUGAUCAUUUUGACAACAAUGCAUUUGUUCGCUCUAGUGGAUACACACAGAAAAGACGGCUAUUGCCAACUGCAGUUCCUUGCAAAUUAGUCAAUAGAAAUAAAGUUGUAGUUGAUAGUGAAAAUAUUAGUAGCAAAGUGAUUGCAAAAGACCAUACGCAAUUUAAUUCAGAAAAUGAAUUUUGUACAAAAAGUGAUAAUGUCGAUGAAACUGAUUUGUUUUCCCCAAGUCAUAAUGAUGUAUCUAAAAAGAUAAAAAAUGCAUUUGUUGAAAAUGAGCAACAAUUUUGUAAACCAGCGAGUCAUUUGCCUGUGCCAGUGGAUUUAGAUAUUGAAACUGCUUUUUCUAAUGAGAAAUCUGUCACCGAGACAACAGAAGAUCUUUCCUCCCAUAGGAGUCUGGAAUACACUGAUAAAACAAAUAUGUCGCCUAAUAAAAGAAUGUGUUUUUCUAAGCAUUCUAAAGUUAACUCAAGUUUUGCAAACAAUGAGGUAGAGUCUAAUCAUGCAGCUUUGAAAAGAAACCAGUCGUCAUUCAUUGAUGUCUCAAAUAUUCCUCCUACUAAAAAGGUUCGAUUUUAUGAUGGAUCGCAGCCUCUGCAUCUGUCCAGACAAGAUUUUAUAUCACAUGAAGCAUGGACACGAUUUUUAAAAUUCUAUAUUUCUAAAAAUAGACAAUUAGAGUCAUGUCGUAAGAAAGAUGCAAGAAAAAAUCGUAGUAUUGGAAAUAUUAAGGAACUCGUAAUGAAAUUACAAAAAGGCAAUUCCAAUCAGCGUAUAAAAAAUACAAUGUCAGAUAUUAAUGAUGUUAUCGUUGAUGAAUCAAAUGAAAAAGAUAAGAAUACAAUAAAACGAGACGAGAGAAAAAAAAGAGUAUCCGCAAAAAUUAAAAUUAAGAAAAUGAAAUCUUUCAAUGUAGAUUAUUAUUUACAAUCAAAUUUUAACCUAACUGAACAUGAUUAUUCCAAAAAGGACUCGUGAGUAUUUAAACGACAUAAUUAAAUAUACAGCAGAAGCUGUAGUUUACUUCAUCAUAACCAAAGUACAUCGCGAAAAUUGUAAUUAUGUGCCACUAAUCAAACCUUCGUCUAAAUCAAAACUAUCAGUAUUGAAAAACAGUGGUGGUUUAUUAUAUGUUUCAGACGAUGUUAUUUUCAUUUGUCACUUAACAGAAAAAAUAAUAAAACAAAAUAAAAAUACUCUAUUUUCUUCGAAUAUUAAUUUCAAGUUAGUUAAACAAGUUAAAUUAAAUCAAGUUAAGUUACAGAAACAUUAAAAAUAUUAUCUCCUUAUGAAUUUGACGAUAAGAAACAUUUUUUAGAACAAGAACCGUUAUAUGAUCACCGCCAACAAUUAAUUUAUAUGGUUAUCCAAAAUUACGUUUAUAAGCGCUUGAAACAUGAAGGUGACAAAGUGAACGAUCUAAAAAGUAGGAUAAGAAUGUUUUACAAUAAAUUAAUUAUUUUCAACGGUCAAUAAUGAUCUUGAUGCCAAAUGAAUUACCUGCUUUACAUUGUUACUAGUAAUUUAUGCUAUUUGACCAAUCUA